Molecule: messenger RNA, 807 nt
Organism: Sodiomyces alkalinus F11
Lineage: Eukaryota; Fungi; Ascomycota; Sordariomycetes; Glomerellales; Plectosphaerellaceae
Exons: 5
Coding region: 49-807 (252 amino acids)
Source: RefSeq, a predicted model, not a curated record
CCCCUGCAGAGUCCAUACAUAUAUGGUACCUUAUUAUUAGUCCUGUCCAUGUCCAUGCCUCCAGAGGUCCGGUCCCAUGCAUAUGGUAAUCAAAUAUACACGCCACUUCCGGAUCCCACCCUGUCAAUCACAAUGAAGCUGAAGCUUUGGCCCUCCCUCCCUUGCUUGCCUUUGGGCUCACUUCUAAGCGACGUGACCAUGCCCAAGCUUACAACGUACAUGUAUGUCUCUACGAAUCGGGAGGAAAGAAAUUGGGGCAUCUUUGAGCGACUGUGGCGCAACAGGGCGCUCCAGCCACAUCAUCCACUCGAUACGGUCAAAAGAACCACCAGGAAUUACGGAAUAUCAGGGACAUCACAUUUGGGGAGGGAAUGGGUAAAUUACGCCGUGCCCGACACCGUCCAAAUAUGUCUCUUCCGAGAGAUGGUAUUGUGCCUCAAAACCCCAUCUGACGAGACUGCAGGAAAGCAGUUUUUUCUUCCUCUUCCAUCUUCUCCCCAACUCAUGCUCCUGUGGCCCGCCAUCCCGCUUCCAGUCCAUGUCCAGACCCUCGUAUUUGCCUCGGAUCCCCUGGGAACCACGCCAUACCUGCACCCCAAGAUUAUUAGUGGCCCGAAACACGUCACCGAUUUGCAUGGCCGGAUUCCUCGAGUUGCCGUAUCGACCCGCUUCCCAUUAGACAUAGGCCGCAGCAUUCCUGCUGGCGGAUGCAUCCCGAAUAUCCCGCCCCUCGACUCAAAAUCCGGCCUCUGGACGUAUGUGUUCCCUCCACUGGACUUCGCGUCCGUCAAUGUUUUUACAUUCUGA